This is a messenger RNA of Xyrauchen texanus (razorback sucker), 3796 nucleotides long. RefSeq names its product solute carrier family 4 member 11-like. Gene Ontology annotation, biological process: monoatomic anion transport; monoatomic ion homeostasis; transmembrane transport. NCBI's taxonomy places the organism in Eukaryota, Metazoa, Chordata, Actinopteri, Cypriniformes, Catostomidae. Gene Ontology annotation, molecular function: solute:inorganic anion antiporter activity. The record is from RefSeq and is a predicted model, not a curated record. The transcript is spliced from 19 exons. Gene Ontology annotation, cellular component: plasma membrane; basolateral plasma membrane. The coding region runs from base 85 to 2511 and encodes 808 amino acids.
AAAGUUCACUACCCCUCACGCCUCAGACAUUGCAUGACUAACUGACUGAUCCAUUUAAAAAAGAAGACAGAGAUUUGAGAUGAGAUGGCAGAAGUCAUUGUGAACCAUUUUUCAGAAGAGCUGCGAGGUGGUGAAGCCGAGGACUGCGGAGAAAAGAAAGAGAGCAAACAAGACACAGUGACAAUCCCAACAGACAACGAUCACUAUGAGACACCAAUUCAGCCUACCAUCUCAGGCACAGAUGUUUUGAGAUUUGGCCUCCUAAAUACAUCAAGAAUGGAGGAGGUGCGAGCUCACCGGGAUCUGGAUAGUAUCUUGGCCCAGGCCAGCAUCCUGCUGGAUGAGAAGGCAGCCUCUCUGGAUGAAGUGCUGUGCAAAAUGCUGGACCAUGUGGCCAGGAGCGGGCAGAGCAGCUGCAAUGCGGAGGAGGUCAUGAGCGCUCUGUUCACAGAUGCUGGAGAACAGGAUGCUAAUGUUCACUUGCUGACUGAGACCAUUCAAGGUGUGACAGCGACAGCCACUGGAGUGCGUUACCAGCAGUCCUGGCUCUGUGUGCUCUGUAAAGUGAAGAGCCUUCAGCGACGCUGUGUUUGUAUUGUGCGUCUGGACCGGCCACAGAACUGGGGUGUUAACUGCUGUGAAGUCCGCUAUGUUAUCCUUAUUCUGGCUCCUCUGCGAACAAAAAGUACAAAGACUGCCCUAGAGCUCGGCCGCACGUUCGCCACCUUGUUCUCCGACAUGUCGUUUCGACAGAAACUCCUGGAAACUAAAACCCAGGAGGAUUUUAAGCAAGAGCUGGUGAUUAAAAAGCAGCGGCUCUCCACUGCCAUCCAGAAGCCCUCAGUAGGGGAAGAGACUGACCCACACAGCAACAAACCACUCAAGAUGAAGGAUUUCCUCAGAGCUGGCUGUGGCAUUUAUGAAGACCUGCGCCGGAGGCUUCCAUUGUACCUGUCCGACUUCACAGAUGGCAUUCUGGGCACUAACAGAUCUCUGCUGAAGUACACAACCACAGCCAUCUUCCUCUACAUUGCUAUCCUGCUGCCAGCGAUUGCAUUUGGCUCUUUGAAUGAUGAGAGCACACGAGGAGAGAUAGAUGUACAGAAGACCAUCAUUGGCCAGAGCAUUGGAGGAGUAAUCUACUCCUUGUUUGCUGGGUCUCCUCUGGUUAUCCCUCUCACCACGGCUCCUCUUGCCAUCUUCAUCAGUGUGAUCAGAGGCAUCUGUGAUGACUAUGACCUUGAUUUUCCUGCAUUUUAUGCCUGCAUUGGCCUCUGGAACAGCUUGUUCCUCAUACUAGGGGGAAUUUUCAAUGUUAGCCUGUUCAUGAAGCUCUUUAAACGCUCCACAGAGGAAGUGAUCGCUUUGUUCAUCUCCAUCGCCUUUGUGGGUGACGCAGUGAAAGGCACCAUAAACAUAUUUCACAAGUAUUAUAAUGGCAUUAAACUAGUCAAUGGAACUACAGAGGAGCUGCAUCAUCUGGGUGUAAUGCUUCUGACAGUGAAUGGGACGGAGAAUGCAGGUAUGUCUGCAAUAAUCAUUUUGUGCACCAGGGAGCGCCCUAUUCUGUGCUUACUGCUAAUGAUGGGAACACUAUGGCUGAGCUAUGCCCUCUUCCUCAUCAAGAGAAGCCCAUUCCUGCAUGCCAGAGUGAGGGAGGUGGUGUCCGACUGUGCAUUGCCCAUUUCAGUGGUCAUCUUCUCCUUUGUGGGCUCCCAACUUUUCAUUGACAUUCAGCUUCCAGUAUUCAACUACCAGAAUGUAACCAUUUUCAAGGUGGCACCUUUUAACCAGCUCACAGGAAUGAACAUAUUAAGUGCAUGUGGUCUUGGCUUUCUCCUCGCCUUGCUUAUCUUCAUUGACCAGAACAUUGUGGUGUCCCUCACCAACGCUCCAGAGAACAGACUACUGAAGGGAACAGCGUACCACUGGGACCUGAUGCUCUCUGGAUUCAUAAACAUCCUCAUGUCAGUACUGGGGUUACCAUGGAUGCACGCUGCUUUCCCACACUCCACACUGCAUGUGCGUCAGCUGGCGCGGAUGGAACAGCGAGUGGAGGGGGGCCACCUCUAUGAAACGAUAGUUAGUGUGAAGGAAACACGACUCACAUCGCUGGCUGCGAACAUCUUGAUUGGUUUGUCAGUGUUCUUGCUGCCAGUGCCUCUGCAGUGGAUACCAAAACCUGUUCUCUAUGGCCUCUUCUUGUACAUUGCUCUUACUUCUUUCGAUGGAAACCAGAUGUGUGAUCGAAUGGCCCUUUUACUCAAAGAACAAACAUCGUAUCCACCCACUCACUACAUUCGCAGAGUGCCGCAGAGGAAGGUGCACUACUUCACAGGCCUGCAGAUCGUUCAGUUGAUCAUACUCUGCACGUUUGGGAUGUAUCCUCUGCCGUAUAUGAAGAUGAUCUUCCCUUUACUCAUGAUCAUGCUCAUUCCAGUAAGGAACUACUUGCUGCCGAAAAUUAUUGAAGCAAAGUACUUGGACAUAAUUGAUUCUCAACACAUGUAAACAUUCAAAAUUCAUUCUAAAAUGCAAGAAAAUUGAUUUCCUUCAUGAUUCAUGACCAUAUGAAGAGGAUACAAUCUGAAACAUUCAUUUAGAGAUCGGAUGUUUGUUUUUUCUUGUCCAACAGUGUGUCAUAUGUCAUAUACUGUAUAAUUUAACACUAGUGGACCAAACUUAUGAUUCACUACAAUAACAACUUUUUAAAGGUUAACACAGUCAUAGUGUGUAGGCCUAUAUGUAUGUGCUACAUGAUGAUACUGGUAGAAUGUGACCAAUAUCAAAUAAACAAAUGCUUAUUGACAUUCAACAUCUCUUUAUUGGCUUCCAAAUCUAGGUUGCAAAUUCAUAGUGUAUUCGUCCUCAAAAUCCACUGUCCUGCAUCACAACAUGAGUGUUGAUAUUAAGGAUGGCUCAAAAGAUGCUGCAUAAUGAUUGUGAUUCAUCUGAAAUUUGUGUUUCCUAGCAACACAUGAAUAAAGGCCCACCAUUGGUGAGUUUGAGCUCAAAAGAAUCAACAGGGCUUUUUAAAAAAAUCUUUGCGGAAGACAAGACAAAAAUAAGUAACAGGUGUCUUGUAUUAGAAACUACUAGUCUUACUGCUUUUGUACUUUGAACAGUACAGCAAUAUUUAGAGUGUUAAAGGGAUAGUUCAAAUGGCUUGGACAGAGGCAAGAAAGCAUUUGGAUUGAAUGGCCCCUAAGAACUUAGAUGCUUUGGUUAAAGACCAUGAAAUGUAGGGGGUGCCUGGUAGCUCAGCAAGUAAAGACGCUGACUACCACCCCUGGAGUCAUGAGUUCAAAUCCAGGGUGUGCUGAGUGACUCCAACCAGGUCUCCUAAGCAACCAAAUUGGCCUAACAUUGGGUAACCUCCUCAUGGUCGCUAUAAUGUGGAGCGCGUGGUGAGUUGUGCGUGGAUGCCGGUGGAGAAUAGCAUGAAGCGGUUUGAGGCGAGUCACUACACCACCAAGAGGACUUAGAACGAAUUGGGAAUUGGGCAUUCCAAAUUGGGGAGAAAAAGGGAAGGAACCCAGCACAUCCAGUGUGCUAGAGAUGGGCCAGGAUGAUUGACUAUUCAUCCAAAAACUAUGGAAGCCCAUUUCUGCUACAUCAUUCAUUGUUAAGUCCUAAUUAUGAGAUAAAAAGUUCAUAAUUGUGAGAUACUAAAUCAUAAUAAUGAGGUGAUUUAUCUCAUAGUUAUUGCUUUUAUCUCAUAAUUAGGACUUUUAAAUCUCAUAAUUAUGAUUUAACAUCUCAUUGUAAUGACUUAGUAUCUCAUUAUUUUGACUUU